AUGAUUUAUUCGUGUGGGUCGUGUGGUGCUCGUCGGUUCCGUUGGAACGACGAGGGUCGUCCUGUUUGUGCUGUUUGCAAUGCCGUUCAACAAAGCUACGAAACAACCGGCAUCGACGUCUUCGACUCAGGUGUUCAUUUUACCCGUCAGAGUCUGAUUGACAGGGCACGAGUCGCCCAACGAAAACAGCGAAAGGAAGCGCCGGAGCUGGCGAGCCCGCGUCGACGCGCUCGGCUCUGGGAUCGACGGCGACUCGGUGUAGCGAUUGCUGCGGACCUGCAGAGCCCUGACACCACGGAGCUGAUGAACCUCAGCAUCGUAUUUGGUGCUAUCGGUGAGGCCAUCGCCUACCUUGUAGGACAGACCGCAGGGUCCGUAGCGCUCCGCUAUGUCAGUCACUGGAUCCAUGCACUUCUCACGAGUCGUUUCGCCCGACAUCACCAGUACGUGACACGUGCGUUUGCGAACGGCUCUGGAGCGGUGAAACUUCGGAUUGGUGCGAGCACCCUCACGGCUGCGGUCUUCCUGGGCAUUGUCGAGGCGAGAGCGGAAACGUCUGAUCCCAGCCUGAACGCCUAUCAUUCAUUGUGUUUUCUGGAUCAGUUGCAACGAGGCCUGAUGAGCCGUCUGCGUGAGCUGCUCCUGCCGUACAUUCAUUGCAAAGACCAUGAGUAUCGAACGCAUCGACCCAGGCUGGUGGCGAGAGCCCAUCAACUUGUAGCGAAGCUCGGCGACGAGCGUACCUUGGUCAGUUGGGAUAUUGCUCCGGAAGAUAUUCGCAGCGGGUCUGCACCUGAACGUCGUCUGGCAAUAGACAUCCCGAUUGAGCAACCCGAAGCGCUCGUGCGCUGGCUCCGCGAUCGUUGGGCGGCACGCUGCUCGGAGGGCUCCCCACAGUCAUCGGCGACAACCGGUGCGGCUACCGAAGCGUGCAUACAGCGUCAGGUACGGGACUGGUCUCCGCGAACGGAACUUGAAGCCGCGCUUGAUACGGUUCUAGCGACUGCGCUACACGUGGAUGCAGGUCUGAUAGAGCUUGCCGAGAACGUACCGACGGGGAUUCAUGCCCCAGCACCGACAGGCGAGGUCGCCGACGAUAUAGCAUCUGUUCAGCAAAGCGUCUCUGAUGGCUGGUUUGCGGACUCCUUGCCGCAUCUUAAUCAGCACGAUGACAAGGUUUGGCGUGAGAUUGUGCUCUGCAUGCGGCGACUCCCGCCAGCGACGCGUAUGCAGCCGCGCGUGCGUGCAGUCCUCAAAGCGGUUGAUCGACAACGGCUCACCACGGCGCUCUGGGGCAGCUGUCCCUGGCGGAUCACAGCCCAGGGCCUAGGACUAUCAGAAAUGCGUCAGAGAGCGUCAUGCCCACCGGAACAGUCGUUUGCGGAGCAUGUGUCCCGGGUGUUUGGUCUCUCACCGUCAAGGUUUGAGCGGUGCUUGCGACGGCGGGCGAGCGAACUUGGUUUGAAGUUUCGCGUCUAUUCAAGCGAAUCUACGGAAGCUGAUUCCGGAAUAUGUCAGUCAUAA
Molecule: messenger RNA, 1524 nt
Organism: Cyanidioschyzon merolae strain 10D
Lineage: Eukaryota; Rhodophyta; Bangiophyceae; Cyanidiales; Cyanidiaceae
Exons: 1
Coding region: 1-1524 (507 amino acids)
Source: RefSeq, a predicted model, not a curated record